AUGAGUGCCCCCUCGCUUAACAAGAUCGCGGCAAACAGCCCGUCCCGCCAGAACCCGUCGGAUCUGGAGCGCGCGAUUGCCGGCGCUCUGUACGAUCUCGAGACCAACACUGCCGACCUCAAGGCCGCCCUCCGGCCGCUGCAGUUCGUCUCGGCCCGUGAGAUCGAAGUCGGCCACGGCAAGAAGGCGAUUGUCAUCUUUGUCCCCGUUCCUGCUCUGCAGGGCUUCCACCGCGUCCAGCAGCGCCUCACUCGUGAGCUCGAGAAGAAGUUCUCGGACCGCCACGUGCUGAUCCUCGCUGCUCGCCGCAUCCUGCCGAAGCCCAAGCGCUCGGCCCGCUCGCGCAACACCCUUAAGCAGAAGCGCCCGCGCUCGCGUACCCUCACCGCCGUGCACGAUGCCAUCCUGACCGACUUGGUCUACCCCGUCGAGAUCGUCGGCAAGCGCCUGCGCACCAAGGAGGACGGCUCCAAGGUCCUCAAGGUCAUCCUGGACGAGAAGGAGCGCGGCGGCGUCGACUACCGCCUUGACACCUACUCAGAGGUCUACCGCCGCCUGACCGGCCGCAACGUCACCUUCGAGUUCCCCCAGACCACCAUUACUGAUUACUAA
Messenger RNA from Thermochaetoides thermophila DSM 1495, 612 nucleotides. RefSeq names its product 40S ribosomal protein eS7. Gene Ontology annotation, cellular component: 90S preribosome; small-subunit processome; cytosolic small ribosomal subunit. The record is from RefSeq and is a predicted model, not a curated record. Gene Ontology annotation, biological process: rRNA processing; ribosomal small subunit biogenesis; translation. Gene Ontology annotation, molecular function: structural constituent of ribosome. Lineage: Eukaryota; Fungi; Ascomycota; Sordariomycetes; Sordariales; Chaetomiaceae. The coding region runs from base 1 to 612 and encodes 203 amino acids. The transcript has 3 exons.